CGUAUCAAAAAUAAACCUCUAGCCCCCAAUCCAAUAUCCCAAAGUCGUAGGAGGGGGGCGGGGAGGUCAGUCGGUCAUCCUCAUUCAAAGCUUCUUGAAACACAUUCUUUAACACCGCGUCGUCUUCCGUUCUUACCUACCUACGGAGGAGGAAACGAAACGAAACACCUCCAAGUCCCCCCCGUUUCUUACAUAAUAUAAUAUUAUGGCAUGGGAUUCGCUACGUCGGCCGUUGACGUUCUUGCCAAGAUGGAGCUUCUCACGAUGGCUUCUCGUCGCCAGGCUGCUGCAGGCGGCGGGCACGCUGGUCACCGCGCUGCUGAAUGGCUUUCUGCUCGUGUAUACGCAUAUCAACCGGCUGGGCUUUGCUGACAGUAUGUUUGCGCUGGAGUUGAUGGCAUGUGCCGCGUUCAUCUACUCCAGCAUCGUCUUACUCAUGCAGCAUGCCGGGAGCCCACGACGAAGAUCCAGUGCGGCGCUAAUCAGAACGUUUCUCGUUUGCGAUGUGUUGUUUAAUGGGCUGAUGCUCGCUAUCAUGACUGUGCUUGCUCGCAUGGGACUUCCUAUCGAUUGUCAUGGGCUAACACGGCUCGAUGUCGAAAAAGGCGAUGCCCCAGACAACCCACCUCCUGGCUACGACACGAUCCGCUUCGGCGACGAAGACCUUCGUAGAAAAGGGGUGCUGGAUAAAUACUGUCCCCUAGAGCGGAGCUUCUACUUCAUCGCAGCAGCGCUAAUACUAACUUACAUGCUAACCGUCACCCUCGGCGCCCUGCGCCUCUUCGAGAUGCACUGGAAGAACAACUGCCGGAUGGACCCGCUGUACGACAACUCGAGCGACGACUUCUACCACCUUGACCGGGUCCCCAAAGUCCAGAGCCCCGUCCUCAAUAGCAGGGAUGUCGAGGACAUCGGCCCAUCGAGCGAGGGCGUCCUCACGCCGCGGUCCAGGACCAGCCCCUCGUUGCAAACCCGGGGGAUUGGGUCCUCGUCGUCUAAUGAAGCAAACCGGGACCGCGUAUUCCGCGAACAAGCGCGCACUCAGCCCCUCCCCGUCUCCCCCGUCUCUGCCGCGUCGCCGAUAUCCCAGGUCUCGCCUAUCUCUCCCGUCCCGCGGCAGCAUCGCGGUUCGUUCAUAGGCACUGCUACCCUUAACACCGCGCCGGACACUUCGCUAGGCAUCAUGCCCAUGAUUAUCGAUCCGUCCACGGAGUCGGCUGCCGAGGCAGCGAUGGUUACGGAUGGGUACCGGCACCCGCGGCAAGAUUUGGGAAGGCUAACGCUGCCCCCGUACUCGCCCGGCCAGGCGAGGGGGCAGUACAUGAGUGGCCAUGGGGACGAGUCGAAUGAGAUGAGGCUGAGUGAGUAUGUUAAGGGGGAGAGGAGGGCGCAGGAUAUGAAGGAUUCGGGGGUGGGGUUGUGAGGAUGUGUACGUAUAGGGCUUGGGUUAUGAGUUACGCUAUCUAUUGGAUGAUGUGCAAGGGUUAGGGUUAUAGGGACGGUGGUAAUCUGCUUUCGUGCGGUUUUGAUAGGUAUUAUGUCAUUCUCAUUAGCGACGGCGUUGGAAUUGGAUCUCGUUCCGUCACCGAGGUGUUAUGUAUGCUAUAUAUUUUACCUCGUCAGGUACGCGGUAGAUACACUCACGUUUCUACUAAUCAAAAACAUGUAUUCAAGAGAUUUGGAAAAUCUGGGAGCUUGAUACCUGGUUACCUACCUAACCUAGGUAACUAACCCCUUUCCAAGGUUCUUACCAUAAUACCAUUCUUGACGCCCCUAUUCCUAUUCCCCCCGUUCCCCACUUCCCGACCCAUUCCGAGCAAUCAGGCAACGUUCCAAUUGCUUGGAGGAUUCAGUUAUUACAUGCACCCUAAGCC
Hypoxylon fragiforme is the source of this 1874-nucleotide messenger RNA. RefSeq lists its product as uncharacterized. Lineage: Eukaryota; Fungi; Ascomycota; Sordariomycetes; Xylariales; Hypoxylaceae. The coding region runs from base 206 to 1423 and encodes 405 amino acids. The record is from RefSeq and is a predicted model, not a curated record. The transcript has 4 exons.